AUGGGUGAAAGAUACAAUAUACACAGUCAGUUAGAGCAUCUUCAAAGUAAGUACAUCGGUACUGGACAUGCAGACACAACUAAAUACGAAUGGCUUACUAACCAGCACAGAGAUUCCUGUUGCAGUUACAUGGGUCAUCCAGAUUUACUGAGCUACUUUGCUAUCGUUGAAAACGAAUCCAAGGCUCGUGUUAAAUUCAACCUAAUGGAGAGAAUGCUGCAGCCCUGUGGACCACCCCCAGAGAAACCAGAAGAUUAA
This is a messenger RNA of Arctia plantaginis, 258 nucleotides long. The record is from the annotation of a GenBank genome assembly. NCBI's taxonomy places the organism in Eukaryota, Metazoa, Arthropoda, Insecta, Lepidoptera, Erebidae.